UGGCGACGUCCAGCGAGCACGGCGAUGCUGCCAUGCCGAUCGUACGGGAGGAGCCAGACAGCACGGACGACGCUUAUCGUCGGCAACUGUUGCAACUGACAUACGCUGCUAUGAAUGACUGGGCAUCGAAGCACAUCAUCACAAUCACGCAGAUAGCAUACACAGAGCUCGACAUACGAUCAAACCCUACUGAUCCCUGUUCGCACCUCGCCGUUCUCACGCUUAUCCCACAAGACUCGCCAAAUGGUUUCUUCCGCAUUGAGUCUAUUCGCACGGAAGCUGCCGAGACGAUCUGUGCAAGGUUAGGAUGGCCAUGGAUCGAAAAUCCGGACCGUAUUGCGGCAAGGAGAUCAAGAGGAUGCCUGACUGUAUGCGCGGUUCUGGAGAUGGGGAGUGCGAAUAUGGUGCUGCCGUGUGAGGUUCCACAGUACGUCUUGGAGAAAGACACACCGUCUAGUGACGAGCUACCGGUGGAUGAGGUCUUGGACAGGUUGAUCGCACUCGUCAAUGACGGACCCGAUGAUGCUCAGUGA
Saitoella complicata NRRL Y-17804 is the source of this 533-nucleotide messenger RNA. RefSeq lists its product as uncharacterized. The transcript is spliced from 2 exons. The record is from RefSeq and is a predicted model, not a curated record. Bases 33 to 533 code for a protein of 166 amino acids. Lineage: Eukaryota; Fungi; Ascomycota; Saitoellomycetes; Saitoellales; Saitoellaceae.